AUGAGUGCCUCACGAGUUUUGUUCCUCGGCCUUGGUAACAUGGGCGCGGCACUGGCCAAAACCCUUCAGCCCACCCUCAAUCAGCCGAUAUUGCUUUGGAACCGCACCAAAGAGCGUCCAGCUAUCCAAAGCUUGACUCAACAGGGCGCCAUAUUCCAUCAAGAUGUGUUUCUAACUGUCAAGCAAGCUGAAAUCAUUGUCAUAUGCGUUCUCGACUACGGCACGCUUCAUUCCAUCCUGGAGCCUCUAAACGACAGCACAGUCUUUUCUGGCAAGACAAUCAUCAACCUUACCAACGGUACAUUGAAGGAUGCGACUGAUGCCGAGAAAUGGAUGAAGAGCUAUGGCGCGUCCCAUUAUUUUGAUGGUGCCGUCAUGGUUACACCACAGCUUGUUGGUACCCCCCAAAGCUUGCUUCUAUACAGCGGUGGGAGCAAGGAGAGCUUCGACACCAAUGUUGCCAAACUUGUUGAGCCCCUCGGACUGGCUAUCUACACCGGGCCCGAUGUGGGCUCUGCAGCUGCGAACGAUCUUGCUGCUUUGUCCACGAUGUAUGGCAUGUUUGCUGGCUUCUUCACCGGGGUCGGUCUGCUAAAGAAGCAGACAGCCAAUUCUGGGGCCAGUGGCAAAAUCAAGACCAGAGUUGAUUCUGUAAUUGUGCCAGUACUUACAGCUCUGGUACCCUACCUAAGCCUCCUUGCUCAGACAGUCGAUGAUGAAAGCUACGAUGAGAAUGCAGGGAGCCCCAUUGGAAUGCAGCUUGUGGGUCUUCGCAACAUCCUGAAAGCUUGUGAGGAAGAGGGUGUUGAUCCGUCUGUGCUUGAAGCGUUGGGAUCACUGUUGCAGCGAGUGGUUGAUUCUCGCGGCCCUGAUGGAAGCGUUGCGGAGGUGGUACGCUUCAAUCUCAGAGCUGAAGCUAUUUAA
Molecule: messenger RNA, 924 nt
Organism: Clonostachys rhizophaga
Lineage: Eukaryota; Fungi; Ascomycota; Sordariomycetes; Hypocreales; Bionectriaceae
Source: the annotation of a GenBank genome assembly